Molecule: messenger RNA, 459 nt
Organism: Eruca vesicaria subsp. sativa (arugula)
Lineage: Eukaryota; Viridiplantae; Streptophyta; Magnoliopsida; Brassicales; Brassicaceae
Source: the annotation of a GenBank genome assembly
AUGGAUUACGCAAGAACAGAGUUACAAACCAACUUUGAUUCGGAUCAAGAACGGUCAACGAUAUCUGAAUCUGGAAGCUGUGAUUGGUAUGAUCAACCAAGACCGUCUUUCGCUGACGAGCACGGUCUCAUAGAGUUGCUUGAAGGAGACAAAGCUUACGAUCUAAUCUACAGAAACUGUAAGUCUGGUCUUGGUGACCAAUGCCAGCUUCUCUCCAUCUUAAGAAACGGGUUUAGAACCGUGGGGACUCGUGCGAAGCUAAAGGCGUUUCAGGUUUUUCAAGAGGCGGUGGAGGUGAAACAUGUCGGUGAGAGUAGAGUCAAAUACGGUUGGUGCGCCGUCACGAAAACAGAGUUGAAGUCUGUUUUGGAAUAUGGUUUUAGCCAGCCGUGUAAUAACGAUGGUUCUUUUGGUCGUGGGUUGUAUCUCUCCCCUGAUAAUGCUCUUCUUGAUUGGUAA